AUGUUGGUUGUGCUAGCAGCUGUGUUUGUGGUCCAUAUUGCCACUACUGUAAUGCUCUUUGUUGCCACCAUUUCCAAUGUGUGGUUGAAGAAUACGCUAGGCACUGAGUCAAUGGGCAUUUGGAUGCGAUGCCAAGGAAAUUGUGAAUCUAUAUUUAAUUUCAUUCCUGCAGGAGAUCAUGCUUCUAUGAAAACGGUUGAAGCUUUCAUGAUCCUGUCCAUUAUAUUCUGCUGUUUUGCACUGAUCUCAUUCAUUGCACAGCUCUUUACUCUGGGUAAAGGAUGUCGCUUCUACAUCACAGGAGCCCUCAUGCUUUUCUGCUGGCUCUGUAUCCUUAUUGGAAUUUCAAUCUAUACUGCCCGAUUUGCAAAUGCUUCUCUAGGUUUUUACCAUGCAUAUUGCUUCAUUUUGACGUGGAUCUGUUUUUGCCUUAGCUUCAUACUUGGAAUUCUCUAUAUGGUCCUGCGGAAAAAAUAA
Messenger RNA from Staurois parvus, 477 nucleotides. NCBI's taxonomy places the organism in Eukaryota, Metazoa, Chordata, Amphibia, Anura, Ranidae. The record is from the annotation of a GenBank genome assembly.